Molecule: messenger RNA, 2031 nt
Organism: Lepidothrix coronata (blue-crowned manakin)
Lineage: Eukaryota; Metazoa; Chordata; Aves; Passeriformes; Pipridae
Gene: DNAAF11
Product: leucine rich repeat containing 6
Exons: 12
Coding region: 1-1653 (550 amino acids)
Biological process (GO): outer dynein arm assembly
Cellular component (GO): cytoplasm
Molecular function (GO): protein binding
Source: RefSeq, a predicted model, not a curated record
AUGCGUGAGGCAAACUGGCUGACGAACACGCAGGAGGAGGACAAAAGUGUCAUAGAAAGGACAGACGUGAGAUUUAUGCCUGCGGAAAAGGCACCUCUGUUGAGUCUUCCCAGACGAAUAACGGGGGCAGGAGCAGCGCUGAAACUCUCGUAUGUUUGUACAAAAGCUUCAGCACCUCCCUCAGCACCGCCCGCCCGGGCCCGUUGCCGGGGCAGCGCUGCGGCGUCCGGUAAUGGCGGCGGAGGGGCGGCCAUGGUGCGGAUCACUGAAGAUCUUGUUAGAAGACGUGCAGAACAUAACAACUGUGAAAUUUUUUCACUGGAAGAAAUCUCUUUACAUCAGCAGGAAAUAGAAAAACUAGAGUAUCUUGACAAAUGGUGUCGAGAUUUAAAAAUUCUCUAUCUUCAGAAUAAUCUCAUUCCAAAAAUUGAAAAUGUGAGCAAACUAAAGAAGCUGGAAUAUUUAAAUGUAGCUUUGAACAACAUUGAAAGAAUUGAAAAUCUGGAAGGCUGUGAAGAACUGAAGAAACUUGACCUGACAGCAAAUUUCAUUGGUGAACUCUCCAGUAUUGAAUCCCUAAAACAUAACAUACAUCUGAAGGAACUGUUUCUAGCGGGUAACCCAUGCACUGAAUUUGAAGGCUAUAGACCAUUUGUAGUGGCAACACUUCAUCAAUUAAAAUAUUUGGAUAGUAAAGAAAUAGAACGUUCAGAGAGGAUUAAAGCACUUCAAAACUAUCCAGAAGUGAAACAGAAAAUCAGAGAACAAGAACAAGUUUACCUUCUCAAAAGGGCCAGAGAAAAGGAAGAGGCUCAAAGAAGGAUGCAAGAAAGAAAGGACAAGAAACAAAAACAAAUGAAAUCUAAGCUUGGAUUUGACAGCCCCGAUUCCCUACAGGAGAAAGAAAACCAUCAAGCAGAAGGAGAUGGAGAGCAGGAAACAUGCAGAACAGUUGAAGAUGAUGAAGAAGACAGAAGAUUUUGGGAGGAGCCUACACCAUAUACUCCAGAAUCUAGAUUAGAAACUCACAGAUACAUUGAAGAAAAGCGGAGAGCUAAAGACAAUAUAAGGGAAUCAAAAAAGAGUGAGAAGCCUCCUUGGACAUUGGUCACUGCAGAAGGAAAAGUUCUGAAUGUGAAUGUGCCUAAGCUUCAUUUCUCUUUGAAAGAUGAUGAAGAAAACAACCAGUUCAUCUUGGAACUUGCUGUUUACAGAUAUUUGGACACUUCUCUGCUUGAUGUUGACGUGCAGCCAACUUACAUACGAGUACUGGUGAAGGAAAAGCCAUUUCAGUUUGUCCUCCCUGAGGAAGUGAAGCCAGACAGCAGCUCUGCUAAAAGAUCACAAACAACUGGUCAUUUGGUUGUCACCAUGCCAAAGGCUAAAGAAAUAAUCCUGGCUAAGCAAAAACUUUCAGCUUCAAUUAAACAUUCUGACUGCAAUACACUGCAAAAAAAUGCAAGAAGAAGUGGAAAAGUUGAGAAGUUAGAAGUGGAUCCUAGUAAAUAUUCAUUCCCUGACGUGACAAAGAUAAUCCAAGAAAAGGAACGAACUGGACAGGGACCUAUAAAGCUACAUCCAGAGAGGAUUACAGAAGUUAAGAAGAGUUGUGUUGAUUUCGAAAAUGAUAAAGAUGUUCCUCCCUUAAUUUGAAACAUUCUUAAACAGUCCCUCUAUAAUACAUUCUUAAACAGUCCCUCUUUCUCUCUAUAUAUGUAGUGUGUAUGCUUGAGUUGAUUUUGGAACCCUAUGUGUAAAGCAAAUAUAAUAGAGCUGGAGCUGGAAAUAUCAUUACAUUUCUUAUCAAUAACUUUUUUAUGCUUGUGUUUUUUGCUGAAUUUUCUGUUAGUAUAUUGCUAUAUAAAUUCAUUUUUCUACAUUGCUUACUUAAUGUGAAAUCAGAAUGGGAGUCAUAUAUCAGAGAUUGUCAUUUCUUCAAAGAAUUUACUGUCUGGGUUGAAAGAUGACAUAUUACUGUAGAAAAAGAGGGAAGGAAGAAAGCACUUGUAACUGGAUUUAUGAUUAUUCUUA